Molecule: messenger RNA, 1817 nt
Organism: Erigeron canadensis
Lineage: Eukaryota; Viridiplantae; Streptophyta; Magnoliopsida; Asterales; Asteraceae
Product: probable protein phosphatase 2C 25
Exons: 3
Coding region: 66-1160 (364 amino acids)
Biological process (GO): protein dephosphorylation
Molecular function (GO): protein serine/threonine phosphatase activity; cation binding
Source: RefSeq, a predicted model, not a curated record
CAAUCAAACAAAAAUUUUCAAGCCGUUACAAAAACAAUUAUUCUUAAACACAAAAAAACAAAAACAUGUGUACCGUUGCGAUCUCAAACUCACCGGUGUUCUCACCGUCACAAUCGAUCUUUCACAAAUCAUCGCCAGAGCCUUUGACUUUGACCCGCUCUCCAUCAUCGCCGUCGUCAUCUUUCAAGUUCCGGCUACAAAAGCCACUAACUCCGGUGAGUGGGCUUAUUAGAGCGUCAAAUGAAGAUGGACCCACUUGUUCUCCAACUUUGUUGAAGAGAAAAAGACCCACUAGAUUAGAUAUUCCUGUCGGGUCUUUUUGUGUUGACCGGUCAACUCCGGCGCCGGCGAUGGAAGAUCGGUGGAAGGAGGUGGUGGUUGAUGGUGAUGGGUAUUCGGUUUAUUGUAAGAGAGGGAAAAGAGAUGCCAUGGAAGAUCGGUUUGUUGCUAACGUUGAAAUUAAUGGAGAUAAUAAAAAGGGGUUCUUUGGUGUUUUUGAUGGUCAUGGUGGAUCAAAAGCGGCUGAAUUUGCAGUCGAAAAUCUAGAAAGCAAGAUCCGAGAUGAAGUAGAAAAGAGGGGAGAAGUCGAAAUAGUUGAAGCAAUCAAACAAGGUUACUUAAACACGGAUUCAUCAUUUUUAAAGCAAGAACAACGCGGCGGGGCUUGUUGUGUGACGGCUAUCAUUAACUCGGGCAACCUUGUUGUAUCAAACGCUGGUGAUUGUCGUGCGGUUGUCAGCAGAGGUGGAACGGCUGAAGCCCUUACUUCUGAUCAUCGCCCUUCAAGACUAGACGAAAAGCAAAGAAUUGAAUCCUUGGGUGGUUAUGUUGAUUCCAGUAGAGGUGUUUCUCGAGUUCUUGGAUCACUAGCGGUUUCAAGAGGAAUUGGUGACCGUAGCCUAAAACAAUGGAUUACAGCUGAACCCGAAACCAAAAUCUUCAAACUCAGUCCUGAAUUCGAAUUCUUGAUCAUGGCUUCUGAUGGUUUAUGGGAUAAAGUAAGUAACCAAGAAGCGGUUGACCUAGCUCGACCUUUUUGCUCAUCUAUAGAUAGUUUACAAGCAAGUUCAGCUUGCAAGAAGCUCGUUGAGCUCUCAGCUUCUCGAGGAUCCGUGGAUGAUACGAGUGUGAUGAUCGUUCAGCUUGGUCGUUUCUGUUGAUGGGAUGGAAAUUUUAGAAAGAUCAUCAAGAAAACAAUUUUAUCGGAUUUUUGAUGAUCUUAUUGUUUCUUGUGAUAUCUAGGACUAUAGUUUUAACAAAGAUUAACUUACUACAUUCAUUCAUUUAUUCUUUCUAUUAACGUUAACGGGCAUACUUUAAAAUUUAUUCAUUCAUUCUUUCUACGAGUUGAACUUGUGUUAAAAGCAUUCACUUUUGAUUUACUUCGCCAAAUUAUAACGAAUACAUGCUUACGCCAUCAUUAGCAGCUAACGUCCUCAAAAUCUACCUCUACAAGCACGGCCAAGGAAAACGUAUAUUUGCGAGAACUGAUCCAAGAGAUGUACUGCAAGUAAUUGAUGGAACGCUGAUUAGUGGAUUACUUUGGCUAAGAAGUGUAUUGAGGGAGAUAUCCUUUGCUCUUAAUGGACACUAUGGAAGAAUCGGAACGAGAAGGUUUUUUCAUCUAAUGGCAAUGACUCUCUGUUUGAUUUCAUUGUAAUUCUCAGUCUUAUUUUUGGGAUUCAAGUAGUUAUAGAAAAAACCGCUUAUCAGAGGCCGAAUGGUUUAAAAAUCCACUACUCUCUAUGUAACACGUUGAAGUUUUUAUUUUCUUCGGGUUAAAUACUUAAGUCAACCCAGUAAAAAUGUUUUAGUAA